GUUUUAAGCGCAGGGACUAGUGUGCGCAGUUUGUGUGUGCGGCUGCGGGGGGAAGAUGCGUGUGCUUGUUGCUCGCCGGACGGAGAGAGGCGGCGAAGAGAGAAUGAGUUUCCAGCGCAGCUAACAAUCAACUCCAUGCGCUCGUUGAUCCUCGACAAAAAUCCAACUUUUACGCCUUUUUUCCCCAUACACCUGAGAUGACACGUCUGGCUGUUCUCAGCGCAUAGACUUCUAAUUUAUUCAUUUAUUUAUUAUUUAUUGAUUUUUUUUUUUCUUUAUUCCGAUUUUGGAGCCUUUUUGUUUUUUUGUGUUUUUUUUUCCCCUUCUGUUUAUUUUUUUUUGUUUGUUUUAAUUGUUUAACCGUGGAGUUGGGUGUGCGCAUAGGCAGUUUGUCCUAUGCGUCUCCAGCCUCUGACUCAGCAGCAGCAGCGGCAGCGGCAGCAGCAGCAGCAGCGGCACAGCUCACCUGGACCGGAGCGCACCGAGCCGAGCUCCCUCAUGUUCCACGCAGAGCAGCGCUCCGACACGGGGGGACGACUGCACUGAGGCCCCGCGCGGUGCGGUGCGGUCAGUCCAAAAAAGAAAAAAAAAAAAAGGGGGGGGGGAGAGACGCACAGUUGUGGAUCACAUACUAUCUCCCGCCGUACCAGGAGACAAUCAGCAGCAGGAAGAAGCUCAAACCUCCUCCUCUUCAUCUUCUUCCAAACGUGAAGGAUUGAGAGGAAGAGAGGGAGAGAGAGGGAGAAGGGAGAGAGAGAGAGAUUUGCAAGCUCCCUUUUUCUUUCAUUGCAAUUGACUUGUUGAAGAAAUAAAAAAAAAAAGGAAGAACUAACAAGAAGAAAGAGUGCAGGGAGAGAAGAAGAAAAAGCAUAAGCUUGGAUAUUGAACGGAGCGGGGCAUGUGGAUAUUGGCUCUCAUCUUUUCCCAGUGCAUCUUGAAUGUUUUCUGUGAAGAUCUACGUUCCAGCUUAUAUUUUGUCAAUGCAUCUGUGCAAGAGGUAGUGUUUGCCAGCACCACAGGGACAUCGGUGCCCUGUCCCGCCGCAGGUGUGCCCCCUGUCUCUCUGCGCUGGUACCUGGCCACCGGCGAGGAGAUCUAUGAUGUGCCAGGGAUCCGCCAUGUGCACCCCAAUGGCACCCUUCAGAUCUUCCACAUCCCCCCUUCCAGCUUUAGCAAACUCAUCCACGACAACACCUACUAUUGCACAGCGGAGAACCCCUCAGGGAGAAUCAGGAGCCAAGAUGUCCACAUUAAGGCUGUCCUACGGGAGCCCUACACUGUCCGGGUGGAGGACCAGAAAGCCAUGAGAGGCAAUGUGGCGGUCUUCAAGUGCAUUAUCCCUGCCUCAGUGGAGGCCUACAUCACUGUUGUGUCCUGGGAGAAAGACACAAUGUCAAUCAACGCUGAAAUGUCACGGUUUCUCAUCACAUCCACGGGAGCCCUGUAUAUCCUGGAUGUGCAAAUGGAGGAUGGGCUGUACAACUACAGGUGUAUGACACGCCAUCGAUACACAGGAGAGACCCGACAGAGCAAUAGCGCCCGCCUCAUUGUCUCAGACCCCACCAACUCAGCGCCCCACAUCCUGGACAGCUUUGAGCGCCGUGAGGUGAUGGCAUCUCACCGAGUGGAGUUGCCCUGCAAGGCCUCUGGUCACCCCGCACCCAAAUACCGCUGGCUGAAGGACAACCGGCCGCUGGAGCCCGACACACGCUUCAGACAGAGUGUGACAGGCCUGCUGAUAGAGAGAGCCCAGUCCAGCGACACAGGGACAUAUGUGUGCGAGGUGUGGAAUGGAUAUGGCAAUGCUGAGGUGGUUGGCAGGCUGCUGGUCAAAGAGCCCCUGAAGGUCAUAGUGAGCCCGCGGAAGGUGAAGGGCAGCGUGGGAAGCCAGGUUUCACUGUCCUGUGGCGUAACCGGCUCCGAGGAGUACCAGCUGUCCUGGUACCGCAACGGGGAGCUCAUCUACCCGAGUAACAGCGUACGCAUGACGGGCCAAAACAGGGAGAACCUGGUCAUGGCUGGUAUGGCCAAGAGCGACGGAGGAGCCUAUCAGUGCUUCGCCAGACACGGCAAGAUGUCUGCCCAGGACUUUGUUCAAGUCAUACUGGAAGAUGGAACCCCCAAGAUCCUGGCUUCAUUCAGCGAGAAGGUCUACAACAUCAACGAGUUUGUGUCGCUGUCGUGCACGGUGAAGGGCACGCCGGAGCCCCGGGUAACGUGGACUUUGGACGACGAGCCCGUGGUACGGGACAGCCGCCACCGCAUCUCCCACUACACCAACACCGAGGGCCACGUGGUCAGCCAUCUGAACAUCAGCCAGACCCAGGUGCCUGACGGAGGGGUGUAUCGCUGCAUCUGCAACAACUCGGCUGGGACAGUUUCCUACCAGGCGCGAAUAAACGUAAGAGGGCCUGCCAGCAUCAGACCAAUGAAAAACCUCACUGCCAUCGCUGGCCGGGACAUGUACAUCCACUGCCGUGUCAUUGGCUACCCCUACUACUCCAUCAAGUGGUACAAGGACUCCAAUUUGCUGCCAUACAACCACCGGCAGCGGGCCUUCGAGAACAACGGCACCCUGAAGCUGUUUGAUGUGCAGAAGGAUGUGGAUGAAGGAGAGUACACGUGUAAUGUGCUGGUGCAGCCCCAGCUCUCCACACACCAGAGUGUCUAUGUUACUGUGAAAGUCCCACCGACCAUCCACCCAUUCGAGUUCCCUCGGUUUUCCAUCGGCCAGCGAGUCUUCAUCCCUUGCGUGGUCAUGUCCGGUGACCAACCCGUCUUCAUCACCUGGCAGAAGGACGGCCGGCCAAUCCCGGCCAGCCUCGGCGUCACCAUAGACAACAUAGACUUCACCAGCUCCCUGCGCAUCUCCAACCUCACGCUGAUGCACAACGGCAACUACACCUGCAUCGCACGCAACCAGGCUGCGGCCGUGGAGCACCAGAGCCAGCUCAUUGUCCGAGUUCCUCCCAAAUUUGUGGUGCAACCUAAGGACCAAGAUGGCAUCUAUGGAAAAGCAGUAAUACUGAACUGCUCUGCUGAAGGCUAUCCUGUUCCUACCAUCCAGUGGGAGUACUCUAAAGGCGCUGGGGUCCCUCAGUUCAAACCCAUCGCCCUCAACUCAGGCUUUCGGAUCGAGGUGCUGGUCAAUGGUUCUCUGUUCAUCAAGCACGUGCUGGAAGAAGACAGUGGCUUCUACCUGUGUAGAGUCAGCAACGACGUAGGAGCUGAUGUCAGCAAGUCUAUGUAUCUCAAUGUCAAAAUUCCUGCCAUGAUCACGUCCUAUCCCAACACCACGCUGGCCACGCAGGGCGAAGAGAAGAAGAUGAGCUGCACAGCCCAUGGUGAGAAACCCAUCAUGGUGCGCUGGGAGAAGGAGGAACGCAUCAUCAACCCUGAGACCAGCCGCUACGUGGUUUCUGUCAAGGAAGUGGGCGAUGAAGUCAUCUCCACCCUGCAGAUCAUGCCCACAGUGAGAGAGGACUCCGGCUUCUUCUCCUGCCAUGCCAUCAACUCCUUCGGUGAAGACAGAGGAAUCAUACAGCUAACAGUGCAAGAGCCCCCAGACCCCCCAGAGGUGGAGAUCAGAGAAGUGAAGGACAGAACCAUUGCACUGCGUUGGACUAUGGGUUUUGAUGGCAACAGCCCAAUAACAGGCUUCGAUAUUGAGAGCAAGAACAAGUCAGCCUCCUGGGAUACCGCUCAGAAGACCAAAGAUGUCUCACCUCAGCUCAACCAGGCCACUAUCAUCGACCUGCACCCCUCCUCCACCUACAACAUCCGCAUGUUUGCUAAGAACCUGAUCGGCAAAAGCGAGGCCAGCAAUGAACUCACCAUCACCACUGACGAAGCAGCUCCUGAUGGACCACCGCAGGAGGUGCAGCUGGAAGCCCUCUCCUCUCAGAGCAUUCGAGUCACAUGGCGGGCACCCAAGAAGCACCUGCAGAAUGGAGCCAUCAGGGGCUACCAGGUGGGCUACAGAGAGUACAGCUCUGGUGGAAACUACCAGUUCAGUGUGAUUAGCGUGGAGACCACAGGAGAUAACGCAGAGAACCUUGUUCUGGACAACCUGAAGAAGUUCACCCAGUAUGGGGUCGUAGUACAAGCCAGCAACAGCGCUGGGACAGGUCCCUCUUCCACAGAGGUGGCUGCUACCACACUGGAGGAUGUGCCCAGUCGUCCUCCAGAGAACGUCCAGGCCACUGCUACGUCUCCAGAGGUCAUCUCUCUGUCCUGGCUGACUCCUCCCAAAGAUGCUCUGAAUGGCAACCUGCUGGGUUUCAGGGUCAUCUACUGGGCCAACCUGCCUGAUGGAGAGCUUGGAGAGAUCAGGAAUGUGACAACCUCGAAGCCCUCUCUGGAGCUGGAUGGACUGGAGAAGUACACCAACUACAGCAUCCAGGUGCUGGCCUUCACCAGAGCUGGAGACGGUGUUCGCAGUGAACAGAUUUACACCCGCACCAAGGAAGACGUCCCUGGUCCUCCGGCGGGUGUGAAGGCAGCAGCUGCAUCAAACUCUGUGGUGUUUGUGUCCUGGCUUCCUCCUCUCAAAGUGAACGGCAUCAUCAGGAAAUACACCGUUUUCUGCUCCAACCCACACCCCACGGUGAGCAGUGAGUUUGAAGCAGCCCCAGAUGUUUUCUUCUACCGCAUCCCCAACCUGAGCAGGAACCGUCAGUACAGUAUCUGGGUGGUGGCCGUCACUGCUGCAGGCCGCGGAAACGCCAGUGAAAUCAUCACAGUCAAGCCCAUGGCUGAGGCCCCAGCUCGGAUCCUGACCUUCAACAGAACAGUGACGACCCCCUGGAUGAGGGAUAUUGUGCUGCCAUGCAAAGCAGUGGGCGAUCCAUCGCCGACCAUCAAGUGGCUGAAGGAGAUCAAUGGAACCCCAGCACCUGUUGUGAUUGACAGCCGGCGGAGUGUCCACGGUAAUGGCAGCCUUGUCAUUCGCACAGUGAAAGCCGAGGAUUCUGGGAACUACACUUGUGUGGCCAGUAACAGCUUCGGGUCGGACAAGAUCGUCCUCAACCUGCAGGUUCAAGUUCCACCUGACCAGCCUCGUCUCACAGUGACCAAGACCACCACCACCUCAAUAACCCUCUCCUGGAUCCCUGGAGACAACGGAGGCAGCUCCAUAAGAGGCUACAUUCUGCAGUACUCGGAGGAUAACAGCGAGCAGUGGGGGAACUUCGCCAUCAGUCCCAGUGAGCGCUCCUAUCGGCUGGAGAAUCUAAAGUGUGGCACCUGGUACAAGUUCACACUCACAGCCCAGAAUGCAGUGGGGCCAGGACGCAUCAGUGAGAUCAUAGAAGCAAAGACUCAUGGGAAAGAACCUCAGUACUCCAAAGAACAGGAGCUCUUCACCAGCAUCAACGCCACCCGGGUCAAACUCAACCUGAACGGCUGGAAUAACGGUGGCUGCCCUAUCACCUCCUUCACCUUGGAGUAUCGGCCUGUAGAGUCACCCACAUGGACCACGGCACAGCGCACCUCCCUCACCAAGAGCUACAUCCUGUAUGACCUGCAGGAGGCCACCUGGUACGAGCUGCAGAUGAAGGUCUACAACAGCGCCGGCUACGCUGAGAAGAGAGUCAAGUUCGCGACGCUCAGCUAUGAUGGCAGUACCAUCGCACCACUGGUGAAGGCACCCAAUGUGAGCGAGGACAACUCUGGUGGCGGUGAAGGUCUGAAGAUGAUGGUGACCAUCUCCUGUGUGUUGGUGGGCAUUGUCGUAAUCUUCAUCGGGCUGCUGGUGCUGAGGAGGAGGCGGAGAGAGCAGAGGCUGAAGAGGCUCCGAGAUGCAAAAAGUUUGGCUGAGAUGCUCAUGAGUAAAAACACUCGUCCAGCAGAGCCAAUUAACAAACAGCAACAGACGCUCCGCAUGCACAUUGACAUCCCCAGAGCGCAGCUCCUCAUCGAGGAGAGAGACACCAUGGAGACUGUCGGUAAGCUCACCACUGACGACAGGUCCACUGUGUUACUGACUGAUAACGACUUCGGGGAGACCCAGAAACAGAAGUCGUCCACCGUCACACACACAGUCCACUACCAGUCCCUGUCCCAAGCCACCGGCCCUCUGGUAGAUGUGUCUGACGCCAGACCAGGAACCAGUAAGUCCAACCCUACAGCCCGCCGCACAGCCAAAGCCGGCCCAGCUGCUCGCAACCGCUACGCCAGCCAGUGGACCCUGAACCGCCCACACCCCCCUGUCUCCUCCCACACUCUCAGCACUGACUGGAGGCUGCCCACACCCAGAGUCGCAGGCUCUGUGGACAAAGAAAGUGACAGCUACAGCGUCAGCCCAUCUCAGGAUACAGACCGAGCGCGGAGCAGCAUGGUGUCAACGGAGAGCGCGUCCUCCACCUAUGAGGAGCUCGCCAGAGCCUACGAGCACGCCAAGAUGGAGGAGCAGCUGCGCCACGCCAAAUUCACCAUCACCGAAUGCUUCAUCUCUGACACUUCCUCAGAGCAGAUGACAGCAGGCACCAACGACUACACCGACAGCCUGACCUCCAGCACACCGUCCGAAUCAGGCAUCUGCCGCUUCACUGCUUCCCCGCCCAAGCCUCAGGACGUCAGCCGGGUCAUGAACAUGGCCGUACCCAAGGCCCACCGACCGGGGGGCGAGUUGGUUCACCUUCCUCCGUACCUGCGCAUGGACUUCCUGUUAAACCGAGGCAUGUCCUGCUCGGGGUCAUCCAGGGGGACAGCUAGUGGGGAGAGGGCGGCCAUGGGCCAGGCCUGCCUGGAGCCCCAGAAGAGUCGCUCUCUGAAGCGGCCCUCUCGCAUGGCCCCCCCAACGCCCACAGAGGCCCCUCAGGCCAGCAGGGACCCAGUGGCCCAGUGGCAACCUGGCACUGCAGCCACGCUCCCACACAGAGAGGGCUCAGAGCUGGCCCAGGCCGCCAAGCUCAGCACCUCCCAGGAGUCCCUGCUGGACUCGCGAGGACAUCUCAAACAGAGCAGCAACCCCUACGCAAAGUCCUACACGCUGGUAUAACAGCAGGGGCACCUAGGGCGGGACUAGAACUCACUCUAACACUGGACUUAACACUCAAGUGCAGUAAACUGACUUUCACCACGCAGUUCUGUAUAUACGUCCCCCUCUCCAAGGGCGGGGUCACUUUUACUAAUCUCCUUUUAUUUAUUUUAGAGCUUUCUUUUAUCUCUUGUUUGUAUUUCUUUUGGGUUUUUUUUCUUUGUUUUUCACUUGAGAAAAAAAAUUCACUCAUCGGAAACGACUCCAGCCGGAGCUUUGCCAAACUAAUUGAGUAACGAGGGAGCAUUAUUUAUUCUUGAUUAUUGUUAAUUCUUUAUAAUUAAUCAGUGAUUAUUAAUUGUUAGUUGUCAGCUAUUAAUGAUCAUUAAUUAUUGAUUAAUAAAUGAUCUAUUAUCACCAUUGCUACGAUGUUUUCAUAAGAACCGGACAUCUUUUUUUCUGGAGUGGAAGAUGACGAUUUGGAGUCAUUUUUUUCCUAUGGAAUAUCCUUGUGAAACACUGAAUGAAACUUGGGAGAAAUCUUGGAAUGAAAGCAAUUGACACCAGUCCAAACUUUUCAGCUGCUCUCAAAUUGUUACUUUUUUUGAAGAAAAAAAAAAAAAAAUCUAUUUCCUAUGGAUGCAUGGGGACUGACCAAUUAAAAGACAAUGAGGAUUACGAUCGUGGCUGGACAGCCCAGUCGAGCAUUUUGUCACACUAUGAAAUGAUCCAAUGUGAAGAUUUAUUAUUCUUAUUACUAUAAAUAUAUAUAUAAAAAGAGAAAUCACUUUUAUUUGUGGAUAUUACAGGGAAGAAUUGAUUUGGUUAAUAAAGUCCUUAGUCAUGUUUGCACAUAUCUCGUUUUAAUUAGGAAAUGGAGUCUCUGUUGAUCUUUCUCUGUGUCCCAUUCUCUGAUGGUGCAAUAUGAAAAAAAGAUAUGAAAAGUAUAUGAAAACUAUUGCUCUAUACUGUACUGUAAUGAUGAAAAAUAACUAUGUUGUGAGUAUACUUACAGGGCCGGACACUCUCCAGCUAUGUAUUCAGGUGUAGUUUACCACUGCUUGUUUGCCAGGGUGGUAAAUGAUGUUAGCUAGAAUAGGGAGGGUUUAGAGAACUGAUGGUUUGCACUUCACAACACCCCAACUCAAGUGUGUCCAGAUAGAUCCCCCUACUCUCAGUGCACUAGGUAGAGUCUUCAGGGCUCUCACUCUCCUCAGUAGAUUUACUGUUGCUGCAUUGCAGCGAUGCUCCUCUACAGGGAAAAAAAAAAAAAAAACGUGAGACAAUCCAGCAGAAUUCCCCCCUUCAAACCAAACCUAUAAUGUCUAUGGGAAAUAUCUAAAAAAAAAAAAAAAAUGUGGAUAUACGUAAGAAGCUGUUUUUUUGUUCCUGUCUACCCUGGCCCAUUUCUGUUCUUUCUGUUUCUUUGAGUUAGCCUGAAGGGAGAAGAGUUUGAUCCAAAAUGCUGUGAGGUCAUUAUGUCAGUUUUUAUGAUUAGUUUCUAUGAUUGAACUGUCUUCAUUAUGAUUAUACAUCUUAACAACAAAAAAAAAAAAAAUGUCACUUUUUAUUUUUAACAUGAGUGUUCACCAUGGUGGCACUGGAAUAAAGAGAAACUAACACAAAGUUCCAAUUUGAUUAAUAAAAUGGCUGUUCCCCAAAGUGUC
This is a messenger RNA of Acanthopagrus latus (yellowfin seabream), 8646 nucleotides long. It is a transcript of the gene dscama, whose product is annotated as Down syndrome cell adhesion molecule a. Lineage: Eukaryota; Metazoa; Chordata; Actinopteri; Spariformes; Sparidae. The transcript is spliced from 33 exons. Bases 899 to 7000 code for a protein of 2033 amino acids. Gene Ontology annotation, molecular function: cell-cell adhesion mediator activity. Gene Ontology annotation, biological process: dendrite self-avoidance; homophilic cell-cell adhesion; axon guidance. The record is from RefSeq and is a predicted model, not a curated record. Gene Ontology annotation, cellular component: axon; plasma membrane.